Molecule: messenger RNA, 1055 nt
Organism: Anopheles darlingi
Lineage: Eukaryota; Metazoa; Arthropoda; Insecta; Diptera; Culicidae
Product: pancreatic lipase-related protein 2
Exons: 4
Coding region: 6-1055 (349 amino acids)
Biological process (GO): lipid metabolic process
Molecular function (GO): lipase activity
Source: RefSeq, a predicted model, not a curated record
CAAGGAUGAUUGUGGUUUGGAGAAUUUUGAAGUUUUUAGCGUUUUUAAGAAUAGUCAACUGCGACAUGGCGCAACUGAAGGCGAUUGAUCCCAACUAUGGCGUUACGUGGAUGUUCAUGCCGGACGAUACCGGCACCCCGCACAUAGUGGAUCUAACCGAACCGAAUGACACGGCACGCAGUGAGCGAAGGGGCAACCUGAAUGAAGAUGUCAACUUUUACUACUACCGCCAAGCCACUCGGGCGAAUGGAAGUCGAUUCCGGUUUGUGAACGAUCUCGCUACACCGUUGGCCCUGGAUGAGUCCUACGAUCCUAAACUGCCCACAAAGUUUGUCAUACACGGCUGGAUGAACUCAAUUAAAAGCCCGGUCAGCCAGAACAUCAAAAAUAAUUAUCUGCAAAAGGAGGACAUGAACGUGAUUGUGGUGGACUGGGAACCAUUGGCAUCGGAUGCCGUAUACUUCCGAUCGGCCAUGUCAACACGGGAUGUCGGGAAACAUGUCGGAGUGCUGAUCGACCGUAUGGUGGUCGACCGAGGGAUGGAUCUCAAUGAUGUGCACAUCAUUGGCCACAGUCUCGGUGCGCAUACGUCCGGCUUUGCUGGUUUUUCGGUGACCAAAGGGAAAGUAGGACGUAUCACUGGUCUCGAUCCUGCGUUGCCUGGGUUUACGGAUCAGCAGCCCACCAAAUUGCUGGAUCCUAGUGAUGCCCAGUUCGUUGAUGUCAUGCAUACCUGUGCCGGACUGUUGGGACACGAUAAAUCGCUUGGUCAUGUUGACUUCUGGCCCAACGGAGGAAGAGUAAACCAACCGGGCUGCAGUACCCUUGAUGAUCUCGUGGGAGCCUGUAGCCAUGGCCGAUCGUAUGAGUAUUACGCCGAGUCCAUACGGAAUCCGAAUGGGUUUAAGGCUUAUCCCUGUAAGAGUAUGGAAGACCUGCGUGAUUCCAAGUGCCGUACGAAUGCAGUUCCAAUGGGUGACCCCACCCCAGACACCGCCAGAGGUAAUUUAUUUUUGGAAACGAAUGCUAAACCAGAAUACGGCAAAGGACUGUAG